AUGUGCAGAGGAUUGUAUAGUGGAGACUUUUCAACACUAUGUACAACAUUGUAUUGUUCUGACACAUCAUCGUCAACCUGUUACGGAGAAACGGCGUCAGAUGGAACCUUGUGCGGCAAUCAUAAGUGGUGUUUAUCGGGAGUUUGUACCUCAGACGUGAAUGCACCAGCGGGCGAUGAAUCUUGUUUAUAUGGAGAUACGUUAGGAGCAGUAUUUUCCAAUGGUUGGACAUGUGCAGACAUGGUGACUAACGCUCCAAACAACUGCCCAUCAAAUGCUGUAACUUGUUGUUAUUCCUGUGCUCCAUACUUAACAACUACAACUGCCACACAGUCUACGUCCACUUUAGGCACUUUGGAAACAACUAGUUCUAUGCCACAUGUAUCUACCAGCAGCGUGCCAUUUCAAUCUCCAGACGCAGAUUCGCAAUGUGAAAGUAAUCGUGGUGCUGGAUCAUUCAUGUGCCGGGGAUUGUAUAGUGGAAAUUUUUCAUCUUUAUGUACAACGCUGUGGUGUACAAACCCAUCAUCUAAUUCGUCAUCCUGUUACGGACAGACAGCCGCAGAUGGUACAUUGUGUGGCAAUCAAAAGUGGUGUAUGGCAGGAGCUUGUACCUCAGAUGUAAACGCACCAUCAGGCGAUGAAUCCUGUUUAUAUGGAGAUAAGCUAGGAGCCGUAUUUACCAACGGCUGGACAUGCGCAGAUAUGGUUGCAAAUGCUCCAAAUAACUGUCCAUCGAAUGCUAUUACUUGUUGUCAUUCUUGCGCCCCAUACCUUCCAACAACUACUCCCUUAUCAUCUUCGACAACUUUAACAACUUUAGCGACAACCACUGCCUUGCCACCUACGUUUACCAGCAGUCUGCCACUACAGCCUCAAGAUAUAGAUUUACAAUGUGAAAGUAAUCGUGGCGCUGGAUCAUUCAUGUGCCGGGCACCAUACAAUGGUGACUUUACUUCUAUAUGUACAAACUUAUGGUGCGCAAAUCCGACCAACACGUCUAGUUGUUUGUCAGCUACAGUCAUAGAUGGAACGAUGUGUGGAAAUAAAAAGUGGUGUAUAUCUGGUGUAUGUACUACAGAUUCAUCUGCAUCUCCAGGCGAUGAAUCCUGUUUGUAUGGAGAUAGAUUGGGACCAAUAUUUACCAACGGCUGGACAUGUUCGGAUAUGGUAGCGAACUCUCCGAAUUAUUGUUCGCUAGUACCAGUUGAUUGUUGUUAUUCAUGCGCGCCAUAUUUAACAGUAUCAACAUCAUCACAAUUAUAUAGCACAACUUAUCCACAAAGCACAACUUCUUACGGUGCAAUUUCAAGUGACCAAAUGCAACCAACGACAUUUAGUAACAUGCCACCUUUAUCUAGCAGUAAUAUUCCAUCUCUGUCUAGCAGUAAUAUGCCGUCAUCGUCCAACAGUAAUAUACCACCACCGUACAGCAGUAAUAUGCCAUCACUGUCAAGCAGUAUUAUGCAUUACCUUUAUAGCAGUAAUAUGCCACCACCGUCCAGCAGUAAUAUGCCGUCACUGUCAACCAAUAUUAUGCAUUAUCUGUCCAGCAGUAAUAUACUACCACCGUCCAGCAGUAAUUUGCUCCUACCUUCUAGCAGUAAUAUGCCACCUUCGUCCAGCAGUAAUUUGGUCCAACCGUUUAGCAGUAAUAUGCCACCUUCGUCCAGCAGUAAUAUGCCACCACCGUCCAGCAGUAAUAUGCCACCAUCGUCUAGUAGUAAUAUGCCACAACCGUCCAGCAGUAAUAUUAUAUAUCUGUCAAGCAAUUAUAUGCCACCACCUUUAAGCAGUAAUUUGUUCCCACCGUCUAGCAGUAUUAUGCCACAAGUGUCUAGCAGUAAUAUACCACCACCGUCCAGUAGUAAUUUGCCACCACCGUCUAGCAGUAUUAUGCCACAAUCGUACAGCAGUAUGAUAUAUUCGUCAAGCAAUAAUAUGCCACCACCGUCUAGCAGUAAUUUGCUUCAACCGUCUAGCAGUAUUAUGCCAUCAGUGUCUAGCAGCAAUAUACCACCACCAUCAAGCAGUAAUAUGCUGCCACCUUUUAGCAGUAUUAUGUCAGCUCCGUAUAGCAGUAAUAUGAUGUAUCCGUCAAGCAAUUAUAUGCCACCUACGUCUAGCAAUUAUAUGCCACCUCCGUCCAGCAGUAAUAUGCCUAAUACGUCUGGCAGUAAUAUGCCACCACCGUCCAGCAGUAAUAUGUCACCACCGUCCAGCAGUACUAUGCCACCACCACCAAGCAGCAUUAUGUCAGCACCUUUCAGCAGUAUUAUGUCAGCUCCGUAUAGCAGUAAUAUGAUAUAUCCGUCAAGCAAUAAUAUGCCACCAUCGUCCAGCAUUCAUAUGCUUCCACCAUCCAGCAGUACUAUGCCACCAACGUCCUUUAGUAAUAUUCUUUCUCCUUCUAUCAGUCACAUGCCAUCACCGUCCAGCAGUAAUAUGAUAUAUCAGUCUAGCAGUAAUAUGCCACCCCCGUCAAACAGUAAUUUGCCUCCUCAGUCCAGCAGUUAUAUGCCACACCUAUCUAGUAGUAAUAUGCCACCUCCGCCAAUCAGUAAUACGUCACCACCGUCCAGUAGUAAUAUCCCUUCACAAUCCAGCAGUAUUAUGUCACCUCAGUCCAGUAGUUAUAUGCCUCAACCAUCAAGAAGUAUUACACCACCACUGUCGAGCAGUAAUAUUCCACCUCCGUCAAGCAGUAAUAUGCCACUUUCGCCAAGCAGUAAUAUGCUACAACCGUCAAGCAGUAUUAUGUCAGAUCCUUACAGCAGUAAUAUUCCACCACCGUCCAGCAGUAAUAUCCCUUCACAAUCCAGCAGUAUUAUGUCACCUCAGUUCAGCAGUUAUAUGCCACAACCAUCCAGCAGUAUUACGCCACCACUGUCGAGCAGUAAUAUGUCACCUGCUUUAAGCAGUCAUAUGACACCUCCGUCCAGCAGUUAUAUACCACAACCAUCCAGCAGUAAUAUGCCACUUCCGUCCAGCAGCAAUAUGGCACCUACACCCAGCAGUGAUAUGCCACAACCAUACAGCAGUAAUAUGUUAACACCGUCAAGCAGUAUUAUGUCACAAGCGUCCAGUAGUACUAUGUCACCACUGUCCAGCAGUUACAUGCCAACACCGGUCAGCAAUUAUAUGCCAGCACCGUCCAGCAGUAAUAUGCCACCGUUGUCAAACAGUAAUACACAACUGCUGUCCAGCAGUAAUACGCCACCAAUGUCCAGCAGUAUUAUGCCUCCAUUAUCCAGCAGUUCUAUGCCAUCACAGUCAAGCAGUAAUGCACCCCCAAUCUCCAGCAGUAAUACACAUCCAAUGUCUAGCAGUACUAUGCCACCACAGUCCAGCAGUAAUACACCUCCAAUGUUCAGCAGUAGUUCACAACUUCUGUCCAGCAGUACUAGGCCACCACUGUCCAGCAGUAAUACACCUCCAAUGUUCAGCAGUAGUUCACAACUUCUGUCCAGCAGUACUAUGCCACAACUGUCCAGCAGUAAUACACCUCCAAUGUUCAGCAGUAGUUCACAACCACUGUCCAGCAGUACUAUGCCACCACAGUCCAGCAGUAAUACACCUCCAAUGUUCAGCAGUAGUUCACAACCACUGUCCAGCAAUACUAUGCCACCACAGUCCAGCAGUAAUACACCUCCAUUGUCCAGCACUAAUACACAACCACUGUCAAGCAGUACUAUGCCACCACAGUCCAGCAGUAGUACAUCUCCAUUGUACAGCAGUAAUACACAACCACUGUCAAGCAGUAAUACACAACCACUGUCUAGCAGUAAUAUGCCACCACUGUCGAGCAAUACUAUGCCACCACUGUCCAGUAGUAAUAUGCCACAAACGCCCAGCAUUAAUGUGCCAUUACAGUCUAGCAGUUAUAUGCCCCCAACAUCCAGCAGUUAUAUGCAACCGACAACUAGUAGCAAUCCAUCACUGUCCAGCAGUAAUAUGCCAUCUAGUUCUGAAACAACUGCAUCAACGACACAAACAACAACAUCAAAUACACAAUCUACACCUACAACAACAACAACAACAACGACACAAUCGAUAAUGAUAACAACUUCACCACCAACAUCAACCGUAACAACGACUACACCAACAGAAACUGCAACACCAACUGCAACACCAACAACAACAACAACACCAACAACAACUACGACAAAAUCUGCAACAACUACACCACCAACAUCAACCGUAACAACAACACCGACUACACCAACAGAAACUACAACACCAACUGCAACACCAAUUACAACAUCAACAACAACUACGACAACAUCUGCAACAACUACACCAACAACAACUGCGACAACAUCUGCAACAACUUCGACAACAUCUGCAACAACUACACCAACAACAACUACACCAACAACAACUAUGAUAACAUCUGCAACAACUACACCAACAACAACUACGACAACAUCUGCAACAACUACACCAACAACAACUUUGACAACAUCUGCAACAACUACACCAACAACUACACAAUCUACACAAACAACAACAUCGACAACGACAGCUGCCCAGCUUGCUGCUUUAAAUUUUGAUUCUGGAGCAGUUGUGCCUUUCAAUAAAGCUAUCUCCAUUGUCAUUACCAUAGCAUCAGUUGGAAUAAUUAAAUAUUUGCUGUAAAUUGGACUAUUUCUAGUUUUCAUACGACGUGCACAUUCCUUUACAAAAGCACGAUAGAACUUAUAUCAUUCAAAAUAGUGCACAUUUAAUCAUCAUUUUAAUGAACAAAGUCAACAACAAGUGUCCUUUAACGGUAAUAAUUUGUCUGCAAAGAUGUGUAAUUCGACAAUAACAUGUCUCCUUAGUGAUGAGUUUAAAAACAAAAACAAAAAGGACAAACGUAUAGCGAAGGCCGGGAAAAGAAUCAUACAUUUUGCAUGAGAGAGAUAUUUUUAUUAACAUGAUUACUCUUUAAUAAUUUCAACCUAUGAACAAUCACAAGAUGACGAAGAAUUUAGUAUGAAUUCUGAACAAUUAUAUAUUUCUCUAUUGGUCUCCUUUUUUAUUUAUAUACACUUAACAUACACUUUCAU
Molecule: messenger RNA, 5051 nt
Organism: Mytilus trossulus (common blue mussel)
Lineage: Eukaryota; Metazoa; Mollusca; Bivalvia; Mytilida; Mytilidae
Product: mucin-2-like
Exons: 11
Coding region: 1-4638 (1545 amino acids)
Source: RefSeq, a predicted model, not a curated record